Molecule: messenger RNA, 1185 nt
Organism: Hibiscus syriacus
Lineage: Eukaryota; Viridiplantae; Streptophyta; Magnoliopsida; Malvales; Malvaceae
Product: proline-rich protein 4-like
Exons: 4
Coding region: 72-1142 (356 amino acids)
Source: RefSeq, a predicted model, not a curated record
AAGCUCAUUUGGCUUUUACUUUCUAAUCAGCUGUUUUGUGAGGGAGGGACACCGUACAAGCUCGGUUCCCAAUGCAGAUCCUCCCGGUCCCAGGAGGCGCACUUGUGUGCUUCUUUCUGUACUUGUUUAUUGUCGGUUUCUCCAACGCGGGUGGCAAAACACUCGAGGUUGUCGGGGUUGGUGAGUGUGCAGAUUGUGCGGAGAAUAACUUGGAGACUAGCCAGGCAUUUUCAGGGCUUCGUGUAAACAUAGACUGCAAGCCAGAGAAUGGGAAGUACUUCAAGACACGAGGCUCGGGUGAGCUUGAUAAACAUGGGAAUUUUAAGGUGUCACUGCCCGAGGAGAUGGUUAAAGAUGGGGAACUGAAGGAAGAAUGUUAUGCGCAGCUUCAUAGUGUGUCGGCUGAACCUUGCCCCUCCCAUGAUGGGAUGGAGUCGGUCAAGAUAGUGUUGAAGUCCAGUAGUGACGAGAAACACAACUUCGGGUUGAAAGGAAAGCUCAGGUUCUCACCUGUAACUUGUGCUUCCGCCACCUUUUGGCAUCAUCCUCCGUUGCCAAAGUGGAACCAUCCUCCUUUGCCCACGUUUCCCAUUCCACCGUUAAAAUGGUUCCAUCAUCAUCAUCCGAUCUUCUCUCCUAUCUACAAGAAACCUCUUCCACCGUCGGUUCCGGUGUCUAAACCUCCGCCAGUUCCAGUAUAUGAAAAACCACUUCCUCCACCAGUUCCAAAAUACAAGAAGCCACAUCCUCCGCCAGUUCCAAUCUAUAAGAAACCACAUCCACCUCCAGUUCCAGCUUACAAGCCUCCAGUCAAUAAAUCUCCUCCAGUCCCCAUAUACAAGAAACCACAUCCUCCUCCAGUUCCUGUAUAUAAUAAACCAUUACCUCCGCCAGUUCCAGUGUACAAGAAACCUCCGACUCCAAUCUAUACAAAACCGCACCCUCCAAUUCCCAAGAUCCCACCGUUGCAUAAGAAGCCAUGCCCUCCCCUUCCUAAACUUCCUCCUCUCCCCAAGAUUCCUCCAAAGUAUUUCCACCACCAUCCCCUCCCUAAACUUCCUCCUUUCCCCAAGUAUUUCCACCAUCAUCCUAAGUUCGGAAAAUGGCCUCCAUUGCCUCCAUUUUCGCAUCAUCAUCCUUGAGCUUUUGUAGCGAUAAAACAAUAUCCUUCUGCACUUUUAAUAA